AUGACGCCGGGUGAGGCGCCGCGGCACCUUGCCAAGUCAGCGAAGCCAAGCCACCAGACUCCCAAAGCCUUGGAGGACGGCGUCUGGCGCUUGUCAUGUCCCCGCAGGUGGGCUGGCAAGUACUACACCUACCGCGUGCAGGCGUUCCACCCGUUGACCGGCAAGAUCGAGACCAUGGAGGCGCCCGACCCCUACUCCGUCACCUGCUCUGCCGACGCGGAGCGCUCCCUGCUCUGCCGGCUUCCUGCCUGGGACACCGCCUCGAUGCCUCCCGUGCCGCCCUUCCGCCACCGCGCCGAUGCUGUCAUCUACGAGCUCCACGUGCGCGACUUCAGCGCGCGCGACAAGAGCGUGGCCUCCGGGCGUCGAGGGCGGUACCUGGCUUUCGAGCAGGAAGGCACAAACGGAGACCGGCAUUUGCGGAAGCUCGCGGCAGCCGGGAUGACCCAUGUCCACCUCCUGCCCACGUUCGACUUUGGCUCGGUGCCGGAGCGCGCGGAAGAUCGCGCAGAGCCUGUCAUGCCCACGAAAGCGGGACCUGACUCUGAAGGGCAGCAGAUGGCUGUGAUGGAGGUGGCGGAGAAGGAUGCCUUCAACUGGGGCUACGACCCCGUCCUGUAUGGCGUGCCGGAGGGCUCCUACUCUUCGGACCCCGAUGGUAUGGCCCGCGUCCAUGAGCACCGCCGCAUGAUCGCAGGACUGCACAAGAAGGGUCUCCGCGUUGUGGCCGAUGUGGUCUUCAACCACGCCUUCGGCAGUGGGCCUGUGGGCAACCACAGCAUCUUGGACAAGUGCGUUCCCGGGUACUACCUCCGGAGAAGGGAGGAUGGACGCGUCGAGAACUCGACGUGCAUGAACAACACGGCCACGGAGCGCUACAUGAUGGAGCGGCAUGUUGUGGACAUGGUCCGGCAUUGGGCAAUCGAGCACCGCAUGGACGGCUUUCGCUUCGACCUCAUGGGUCACAUCACCCUCGCCUGCAUCCAAAAGUGCCGCGCGGCACUGGAUGAGCUCUCGAUCCAGGAGCAUGGUAUCGAUGGACCCAGGCUGCUGCUCUACGGGGAGGGUUGGGAGUUCGGCGAGAUCGAGGGCGGAGCACGGGGAGACACCGCGUGUCAGCGCCACCUAGCGGGCACGGGCAUUGCGUCCUUCAACGACCACCUUCGCGGGGCCGUGCGGGACUUAGAUUGA
Symbiodinium natans is the source of this 1191-nucleotide messenger RNA. NCBI's taxonomy places the organism in Eukaryota, Dinophyceae, Suessiales, Symbiodiniaceae. The record is from the annotation of a GenBank genome assembly.